Molecule: messenger RNA, 1146 nt
Organism: Prunus avium (sweet cherry)
Lineage: Eukaryota; Viridiplantae; Streptophyta; Magnoliopsida; Rosales; Rosaceae
Biological process (GO): regulation of DNA-templated transcription
Cellular component (GO): nucleus
Source: RefSeq, a predicted model, not a curated record
GUAAUUCCUCGUCUCGUGUAAGCGUAUAAAAAGCUCGCCCCCUUGAAAUUGAAUCGAAGCAAAACAAGAAUGGGGAGGGGCCAAGCUAAGAGUGACUACGAAAAUGUCAGAAAUGCUCGAAUAUUGGAAAAUCAGGCUCGGUUGACUUCGUUGGGACUGCACAAAACCAUCACCGAGCUCCGAUCCAUAGCUUCAUCUGCAAAACCACCCAAAACCCAUGUCAGAAAUUACCGCAAGAAAGUCUAUGAGCUCACCUCUUUGCGCCGCUCUAAUCGCUUGAAGGAAAUAACUGCCACUGCUACUGCCACUGUCUCAAAGCACGAUUCAUUUCGACGAUCUGAGAGGUUAAGAGGCAAAUCCGGGAGUUUAGCUGGCGGAGAAAGUGAAGAGAGGAGGCCUGCAAAUGCGCCUUUGGUGGAUGUAAGGAAAUCGGAGCUCCAGCUUUCUUCCGAGUCUGCGGCUCAGCGUUGCAAUAGCAAGGGCCGUGGCAGUGUCUAUCACCCGGUUUUCGGGAUUCAUUGCCAUUUAUGCAGGCAAAAGAAGUUGUGCGGUGAAGAAGAUUGCAAGCGAUGCGGUAAUCUUGAUAUGGACCAGCCAUGCAUUGGAAAAACGGAUUGUUCAGUUUGUCAUUCUAGCAGAGGUGUUCUUUGUCGAGGUUGUCUCAAGGUUAGGUACGGUGAAGAAUUGGAGGAAGUGAGAGAAAACAGGAAAUGGAUGUGCCCACAUUGCAUAGAAGAGAAAGGAGUAAACCCUUACUGGAUAUGUAACAGUUCGAUUUGCCUAAACAAGCGAAAUAUGGCUCCAACUGGGGUAGCAAUAUACAGAUGUCAGGAGAUGGGAUACAAAUCAGUGGCACAUCUGCUGAUGGAUGAGCUUAAACUAGCAGACAAGAUGCCCUCUCUAUAACCUCCAGUCGAUGAAGCAAGAGCACUUUAGUUGUUUUUGAUCUGAGUGUUUUGAGCCUAGGUGGAAUUUUUGUAUGACUCAUGUUUUAGGAACAGACCUUUGACCUGCUGUGGCAUUGACUGUAUUAUUAGCUCCUUCCUCUUGACAAGAUCCUACUAUGAUUCAGUACUUCAUUUCAUAUGCAGGAAAUCAACUGAAUGAUUUUAUGUAAUUAAGCUGUUUGGAUAAAUCCCAUGUCCC